Williopsis jadinii is the source of this 453-nucleotide messenger RNA. RefSeq lists its product as uncharacterized. The record is from RefSeq and is a predicted model, not a curated record. NCBI's taxonomy places the organism in Eukaryota, Fungi, Ascomycota, Saccharomycetes, Phaffomycetales, Wickerhamomycetaceae. Bases 135 to 380 code for a protein of 81 amino acids. The transcript has a single exon.
UGCGUACAUCUGUGCAAUAUGGGAGCAGCGUAUUUAGUAUUGUACGCACACAAUCACGUAGGGCCAGGUAGGCACUGUGUAACUCUUGAACUAUGCUAUAGCAUGUAUGGUGUCUAUGCAUACAUGUAUAACGUAUGUGUGUGUACAUAUUUGUGCUUUUCGUCCUCGAAUCACACACCAGUCGUAAUUCUUCAGAUUGGGUUAUAUGCACAGACCGUACCACAGUUUGUUGCCUGGUGAAUUUCAUGAUAACAGCCACUCAGCGAUGUAUCGUUCUCAACUUCAACUCGCACGUUUUGUAUGUACUUUGUUCAUUUGUACAACUCUGUACUGCCAUUACGAGUCAUCACCUAUACAUAGCCACUAUUUGGCCUCAAUAGUUGGCAAGGAUGUCCUCCGCAACGCCUAAGCUGAAGGUUAUUAAUAUUAUCAGAGAGGAGGCAGCAUAGUACC